Messenger RNA from Gadus chalcogrammus (walleye pollock), 7216 nucleotides. RefSeq names its product NEDD4-like E3 ubiquitin-protein ligase WWP1. Gene Ontology annotation, biological process: ubiquitin-dependent protein catabolic process. The record is from RefSeq and is a predicted model, not a curated record. Bases 218 to 3157 code for a protein of 979 amino acids. The transcript is spliced from 25 exons. Lineage: Eukaryota; Metazoa; Chordata; Actinopteri; Gadiformes; Gadidae. Gene Ontology annotation, molecular function: protein binding; ubiquitin protein ligase activity.
UUGCGGUACUGGGGCUUUAUGGCCACUGAUCGGAGCACUUCGUCGGGCCCAGAAAGCCAAAACGACUGGCAUUUUACCAGCCAGCAAAAAGGAACCCCGGAGUAACUCGGAGUAACGGGAAGCAGGAGCGACUGACACGCGGAACCAUGGGACACGGAGUGGGCUGAACCAGACAGCCCAGCCACGCACACCAGACUCUCUCACUGAGGUCUGUGACAUGGCCACGGCCUCCAGGGCGGAGUCCAGCCAUAACCAUGGAGAAUCUUCACAACUUCAUGCCAUCAUUUCUUGUGCCAAGCUCCGGAGGAAGAAGAGCCUGUUCGGGUCCAUCUACGUGGAGGUGACAGCGGACGGGGAGACGCGGCGCACGGCAAAGACCCACAGCUCCUCCAACCCCAAGUGGGACGAGAGACUCGCACUGAAUGUAUCGCCCCAAUCAGAGGUGGACUUCAAGGUAUGGAGCCACCAUACAAUUAAGGCAGACUCUCUGCUGGGCAAAGCCACUUUGAACCUGCGGCAAGUCCUGGACCAGCAUGAAAGAAAAUUGGAGAAUGUGAAGGAGGUGCUGAAGCUGAGCGUGGAGCAGAAGGGAGCGGCGGUGUCCACGGGGGAGCUGACGGUGUAUCUGGACGGGCUGACGGUCGCUGACCAGGAGGCGGUGCAGCCCCUGACCAACGGCAACACAACCACCACCAACCCCACCAAAACCCAACAGAACGGAGAUGCCAUUCAUGAAAAUGGAGAAGAUUUGUCUUCCUCUUCAAGGGCAGCCAACAGCACAUCGAAUGGUACGGAAGCGGGACCAGCCAAUGGCUCCAGCCCAGGCUCCUGUUCAGCCCCCAAUGGCGAAGACACCGAUUUGGUGCACGACCCUUCCUCCCUUCACAACCCUUGCCCUGUCGUCAACGGAAACGCCACCACAUCCAACCUCACCGCUGCCUGCAAACCCCUAGACAGUGACGCAAGCACCACCACCACCACCACCAACGGCACUGUGAACGGAGACGGCGUUGACGCAGCCCACCCCUCUUCUACCGCAGCAACAGAGGACGCACCGCCCUCCUCCCAGAGCCAUGAAGACCCUAGCCAGAACCCCGUCCCGCCAGACCCAGACCCGGCCGCCGGCAGCACAACCCCAGGCCCCGCCGCCGCCGCCGCCACCACCACCACCAGCACCACCACCACCACCACCACCUCCUCAUCCUCCGUUACUGCAGCGCCUGCUGCUCCCUCCGACUCCAGCACCCCGACCCGUGCGUCAGCUGCUCCCGCCCCGGACCCCGCGGCCGGGACGUCGCCCUGCCCUGCUCCGGGGGAACCGGCACCCCCCCCCGGGGGGGAGGGCGGGGCUGUCGCCGGAGGCACUGAGGACCCACCGGCGGACGGGGCCAAGCCCAGACAGCAGACGACCCCCAGCAGCACGGCGGCCGCCUCCGACGCCCUGCCGCCGGGGUGGGAGCAGAGGAAAGACCCACAUGGCCGGACGUACUACGUAGACCACAACACCAGGACCACCACCUGGGAGAGGCCGCAGCCUCUACCCCCAGGCUGGGAGAGAAGGGUGGACGACCGGGGCCGUAUCUACUACGUGGACCACAACACCCGCACCACCACGUGGCAGCGGCCCACCAUGGAGUCGGUCCGCAACUUUGAGCAGUGGCAGAGCCAGAGGAGCCAGCUUCAGGGAGCCAUGCACCAGUUCAACCAGAGAUACCUCUAUUCCGCCUCCAUGAUGUCGGCGGAGAACGACCCCCUAGGCCCGCUUCCGCCUGGCUGGGAGAGGCGUGUGGACUCCAACGACCGCGUGUACUUCGUCAACCACAGCACUAAGACCACGCAGUGGGAGGACCCCCGGACACAGGGGCUCCAGAACGAGGAGCCGCUCCCAGAGGGCUGGGAGAUCCGCUACACCAGAGAAGGGGUGCGCUACUUUGUGGACCAUAACACCCGGACCACCACCUUCAAUGACCCCCGCACCGGAAAAUCCUCUGUCACCAAGGGGCCUCAAAUUGCCUACGAGCGCAGCUUCAGGUGGAAGCUCGCCCACUUUCGCUACCUGUGCCAGUCCAAUGCACUUCCCAGCCAUGUGAAGAUCACUGUGUCGAGACAGACCCUGUUCGAAGACUCUUUCCAGCAAAUAAUGGCCCUUAAACCCUACGACCUGAGAAGGAGGCUUUACGUCAUCUUCAGAGGAGAGGAGGGACUGGACUAUGGUGGCCUGGCUCGGGAGUGGUUCUUCCUGCUGUCCCACGAGGUGCUCAACCCCAUGUACUGUCUGUUUGAGUACGCCGGCAAGAGCAACUACUGUCUGCAGAUCAACCCCGCCUCCACCAUCAACCCUGACCACCUCUCCUACUUCUGCUUCAUAGGGCGCUUUAUCGCCAUGGCGCUGUUCCACGGCAAGUUCAUCGACACGGGCUUCUCGCUGCCCUUCUACAAGCGCAUGCUCAACAAGAAGCUGCUCCUGAAGGACCUGGAGUCCAUCGACCCAGAGUUCUACAACUCCCUCAUCUGGAUCCGGGACAACAACAUAGAGGAGUGCGGCCUGGAGAUGUUCUUCUCGGUGGACAUGGAGAUCCUGGGCAAGAUCACUUCCCACGACCUGAAGGCCGACGGCACCAAUGUGCAGGUCACCGAGGAGAACAAGGAGGAGUACAUCAGCUUGAUGGCAGAGUGGCGGUUCUCCCGGGGGGUGGAGGGCCAGACCAAGGCCUUCCUGGACGGGUUCAAUGAGGUGGUUCCGCUCCAGUGGCUCCAGUACUUUGACGAGAAGGAGUUAGAGGUGAUGCUGUGUGGCAUGCAGGAGGUGGAUCUGCAGGACUGGCAGAGGAACACUGUGUAUCGCCACUACACUAGAAACAGCAAACAGAUCAUUUGGUUCUGGCAGUUGGUGAAGGAGGUGGACAACGAGGUGCGUCUGAGGCUCAUGCAGUUUGUCACGGGUACCUGCAGGCUGCCGCUGGGGGGCUUCGCCGAGCUCAUGGGGAGUAACGGGCCUCAGAAGUUCUGCAUCGAGAAGGUGGGGAAGGAAACCUGGCUUCCCAGAAGUCACACAUGCUUUAACCGGCUGGACCUCCCCCCCUACAAGAGCUUUGAGCAGCUGAAGGAGAAGCUGCUGUUCGCCAUCGAGGAGACUGAAGGAUUCGGACAGGAGUAGAGAGCCAACAAGAGCAUGGCGGGAGGACGGGGGGAGGCGGGGGGUGCUUCAUCACUAUCUCCCCCUCCCUCCCUCUCGCGCUGCCUGACCCACCCCCUUCCCCCUCCCCUCCCGUGCUGUUUAUACAGCCAAGUAAACAAAAAAAGGAAGAAUUGCACAGAUGAAUACCAAUGUAUAUAAGCUAUUUUGUCAUUUUAAACCAAAUCUUAAUCCACAGAAUCAUUUCUCUGCAGCAAUCCCUUUGUCCCCCCCUACGCCCUUCAGAGUAUCGCUAACCCGUCAUGAGAUAUGCAAGCACCUAAACCGCGCCGUCUUGAGGAGACGAAAUCAUCGUUUUUUUUUUUAUCGUUAUUAAGGAAACUGAAAGUGUUCUGAAGAGGAUUUUAUAGCUAAAGCGUUUAACUUCUUCUACGGCUCUAGUUCUAUAGAGCUUUUAAAAGGCUGAUUGUAGUUUCAGAGUGCCUGGGAUUUCACCCCCUCAUCCCCUCCUCCCCCCCCAUCGGACCCCAUCCCCCCCCCCCAGGUUUGGGUGGGGGAUGGAGAAGCCCUGUCCGCCUCGUCUUAUCGCCCACUGACUUUACAAGAAAACAAACCACCUGAUGGACACACGCCACUCAUAGCUCACGCCGGUGUGUUCCCACGGUAACACCCGACCACAUCAUGACUGAAUGAAGAGUAUUGUCCCCCCUUCGUUUCCUUUACCGCAGUACAUCGCAGUACGCAAGACAUAGAUCAUACUUCCCUUGACCACACACACACACACACACACACACACACACACACACACACACACACACACACACACACACUCUCUCUCAGACUCACACUCUCAGACUCACACUCUUCCCUCUCCCUGUGAUUGGAUGGCCUUGAAACCCAAGCUGGGACAAAGAUCCCCUCCUUGAGAAAAGACAAAAAAUUACUCACCUGUAACCUUGUGAAAAUUGGUGACUCAUCCAAGAUGCAGGGUUUAACACACACACACACAACUUAAACCGUGCCAUGUAUUUAUUUUGCUGCUUGCGACUUGCAGCUGGUUCUUUCUGGGGUGUCUUUGCGUUGCCGGGGGAAACGUAGGCUUUCCAGGGUCGCCGUGAUGACGACAGCAGAGACGUCCCCCACCACUUAUUCGUUUCUCAUCCAUCACAGUAUAGUGACGAAUAGACCUCAGAGAGUUUAACGUGUUUCACUUUCCUUUGCACACAUGGAGUAGGGAACAAGCUUUGAUCAUGGGUAGAAAUAAAUACCUUACAAACCGUUUCGCCACAAAUCGCCCGUAACGCUUGUUUAGAAGGCCGUUGUAAGCUCACAGUCUGAAGGGUCUCUAUAGGGUCUACAUUCAGCAUGAAAUGUAACCUGGUAACCAAAAUAGAUAAGCAUUUGUAAAAACCUAGAUUCUUUUGUUGGCCAACUAGGAAAGAGGCAGUAAACAAUUUGGCCAAUCCCUUUAAUAUAUUUCCGCAUAGAAACGCACUGCCGUGCAAGACUUUGAUAAGGAACGCGCAAUAAGCUAAUAAGUGUAACUCAAAUGUCUAUUAGAAAACUGCACACCUUGUUUCUUUUCUGCCUUUAAAUGUAUGUAUUUAACAGUUUGGAGUGCAAUCGCGCCAUCAGUUUAUUUAUUUUAUAGUGACCUAUAGCAGUAUGACAUUGAAUGCAGGGGGCGCUUCACACAAGUGUUGUCAUUUACCAUAACCGCUUUAUAGGCCUACAUACAACGCCUGGGUUCAUUGUGCUAAUACAGUCAGCAGUUUGGGAUUAAGAUUGUGGAAAUCGAUGUGAACCGCUGGGAAGUGUAGUUAGAACUGGUAUAGCAGCAUUUGAACAAACAUUGGAGAAUUACCAUUCAAAACUUCUGUGUGAUGCAAGUUGUCAUGGGUUGCCACAUCUGCAAUGUUAAUGUUGAAACAUUUACACUGGCCAUUUGACACAAUCAUUUAUUUCCAUAAUGCACAAAAGGCAACAUGUAUACUAAGAAAUGGACACGAAUGCAAACAUAAAGUGAGUGUUUACGAACAACAUAUUUUUGCCGCUUGGAUUGUAAAAUGGCCCUUAAAACAUAUGUUAGAGAUUGUAGAUGUUGAAAUUAAAUGAAUGACUCAUACAGUAUACAUGAAUGUCCCUUCUAAAUCAGCUCCGAACUGUAUUCUAGCUGAACUAAAAUCCUUUUCCACAUUUCUCCUUGAUUCCGAUUUUUUUACAGAAGAGAUAAUGUAGCCAAAUUCAGUUUGACAGCGACCAAUGUUUGUUUAAAAAAGAAACUUGGGCUGUCCGUCUUUAUCUUCAAAUGUCCCCCCUCUGCUUCGUCAUCCCAUUUUUAUGUUUGUUUUUUGUUUUCAGGUGACAUUUUCACAGUUAUUAAUGUGAAUUAUACACGUGUAUAAAUAGUGUUGGAAGAAAACUCUGGUGCUUCAUGUCGAAUGUCUGGAGGCAAGGCAAGCGAAACCACUGUGUGCGUGCGUGUGAGUGUGUCCCUGUUAAAAACGCUUUUUGUCUCACAGAGGAGUAGCCCAUGUCAAAAUAAAUAUAUGCCUUGUAUAUAACAUUUCAUUGAUCCCGCUGGUCGAAGCUGACCACAGGGACUGCAGGAAAAAAGAGGAAUUAUUACCGACAAAAGGAGAUUAAAAAAAAAAUAAUGAUCGUGUAACGCUGUGCUUCCUUCUGAACUACAAAAUCCACUAUCAGAGGAAGGAAAUCAAACUGUAUAUGAGUAUUCAUUGUACAGAGAACAUUUUAAGAAAUUAAAGUAAUUAGUUAUUGUAAUUAAUCGCGCGGAACCGAUGUUUCAUUGAUGAAAAAUCUUAAAGCCUUUUUUUUUUUUAUUCAAUAACCUUCAUUCUCAGACGUGGAGGUUUUCGUAUCAGGUUGCCUUGAGGCGCCCCGGCACCCUGGGGAGCACGGAGCACACACACCCUAUGCCUACUCGUGAUCUAGCUGUCGAACCAAAAUGUGAUGAGAGGCCGUUGAAAAACUGAAGGUGGGGUUAAUCGGGGAGAGUGCUGCUGUGACUUUUAUCGAGGCAAUCUGAAACGCAAAACAACCCCAAACGUAACAUAUCGCGUGUAGAUACACACUGUAACCAUCAACUACACUGUAUGGAAAGAUGCUAUAGUGGAGUCGUUGCGUAAUAUACCCCCCCCCACACCCUUUAACCGCGUUUUAAAUGAAGAGAUCGAUGUAUGAGCCAAAUAGCUGAAUGAACCCCUCCGAUGACCUCCAAUGAUGUUAUGUCGUUAAGAAUCACAGGGAACUCGAUUCCUUCUGCUCAGGAGUCAAAAGGAACAAUUUUUAUUCUGUUCUUGAAGCAAAGUAAAAACAAUAGAUUUCCUUUUUGAUUAUUAUUUGUUUCUUUUGGUUGGAUCUUGCCUGUGGAAAUGGAACCAUAUUUAAUAAAUAUAUCUGACCACCUUUACGGAAGGUUGACUUUGUCUUUAUUCGCAUUUCUCAUUGUAUGCGUGUUUCUUUGUAGAUUGACAGGUUUAUGCAUUGAAGUUGAGACAGAUACGGACGUAGCCUAUAUUGACACCGUUUAUUUCUGCUAGCGUUGCCCAUGAUUAACGAAUGCCCUCUUCCAGGAAAUACAAUUAUUUUUUUCGAUUUUCUGUUAUCAAAAGGGUCAAAUAACAUUAUCAGCUCCUAUCACAUUAUUUCACUAUACUCAUUGUUACAAAUGCAAUAAAUUAAGAUUAAGAAAGCGGGGGCUCGAAGUAAAGCCUACGAAGAUCAGGGUGAGAUAUUUGUCCCCUCAGCCCAACCGUUUGAGGAGCUGUACAGCUUCUUGAUGGACCUGUGGAGAGGUGCAUGUAUUCAGCUUCAGCCACAAAACAACCCAAACAACAUAUGCUUCCCUCAAGGUAUUUGGACUCGACUAAUAAAUUAUCGAAAUUGUUGGCAUUACAAUAGUUGAGCUGUAAAAUCAGGGGCUAUUUGGGGAUGCGUUUGUAAGGAAUACAUAAUUGUAUGAAUGAAACACUCAUACAGACAUAAAAAAUAAAUAGCUAGGACUUGUAUCACUCACUCGUACUUUUUUAGCUUUUUCCUUUUCAACUAUACCUUUCC